CAUUUCAAGCCCCCACUCAGUGAGACGUUCGUGUCUCUCCUUUCGCUUUCAGCAGUCAGUGAGCACUGAGCAGUGGUCAGUCAGUCUCGUUUUUCGUGUUUCCGACUUCGUCAAGCCGGCCGGACGCAUCCGCUCUGACUUGGAAGCGUGGUGGAACAAAAACAAAACACAACAACCUGUGGCCUUUAGUGAAACAUGUGAUAAGUUUUAGUGUUAAAGAAAAAAAAUCUUUCGAUUGUUGACAGUAAAACAUUUCCGUGUCUUGUGCAUCCUUUGAGUUUUUGUUUUGACCGAGGAUGGACUGCCAGAUGGAUCAGGUUUUCGCCCGUCGGCUCCUGCACCAGCAGUCGAAAAUAAAGGAGGUGUACGUCGGGAAAAAGGGGUUUCAGUUGGAAAAUUCGGAAAACGAACUCGGAGCCCAGGUCCAGUUCCAGUUGCCCAAGCCGAUUUUCCACUCGACGCCGGCCAGAGGCGGAUUCUCGAAAACACUCUUGGAAAACAACGCAAGGACGAAGAGGUCGAGAACAGCAGACAGAUAUAUACCAAAGAGGUUGUGUUCAAACUGGCAAUCGAGAUUCUCCCUUGAGAACGAUUCGGACGAGGAGAAGGAUGAAAAUUCCAAUAAAGAAAAGACAACAGUAAACAUGUCUACUCUGGAGAGUGGGCGAGUAUACUCGAGUCUUCUUAAAAAUGAAAUCCUCGACUCGAGCAUCGGAAGUUUGAAUAACACAUCAGGAGAAUCGAAACUCUUCCAUUACUCGCCAAAUAAUAGAUCAAAGGAAAAUUGUUUAUCUCACACACUGUCUCCAAUUGGUGCCAGCAGUCAGCGGCUUUUGUCCUCUCCUAAAUUUGAAAAUGCCAAAAUAGCAACUGUUCCUUUUAAGGUUUUGGAUGCACCCAAUUUACAAGAUGAUUUCUAUCUAAAUCUAAUUGACUGGUCCUCACAAAAUAUUUUAUCAGUCGGUCUCGGCAAUAGCGUUUAUUUUUGGUCAGCAGUAUCAAGCCAAAUAACAGGUCUCUGUGAGCUCUCUGAACAUGGCAAUUCAGUUACGUCUGUCUCUUGGAAUCCAUUUGGCACUCAUCUGGCAAUUGGUACAAAUCACGGUUCGGUGCUUAUAUGGGACGUUGUAAGUGGUAAACAAAUCGACAGGCUGACAGGACAUUGUGGAAGGGUCGGAACUCUCUCUUGGAACACAGGGAAUUUCCUCACGUCUGGCGGCAGGGACAGAAGCAUAAUUCAGAGGGAUUUGAGGGCGAGGCCGAGUUCUAGGAAUGAAAGACGCCUUUGUGGACACAGGCAAGAGGUUUGCGGUUUGAAAUGGUCUACUGACGGUCAGCUCCUGGCCUCAGGAGGAAAUGACAACAAACUUCUCGUCUGGGGCCUUCACUCGAAUGAACCACUAUUUACCUUCUAUGAACAUACAAGUGCAGUCAAGGCGAUUUCUUGGUCACCGCAUAACCACGGCCUUCUGGCGACUGGCGGUGGCUCUGCAGACAGGACGAUUCGUUUUUGGAACAUGAUUACCGGGCAGAGCCUUCAUUUCGUUGAUACAGGGUCUCAAGUUUGCAACUUGGCCUGGUCGAAACAUUCAUCCCAACUAGUCAGCACUCACGGUUAUUCUCAGAAUCAAAUCCUUCUAUGGAAUUACCCUUCUAUGACCCAAGUGGUAAAAUUAACUGGCCAUUCUCUCAGGGUACUUUACCUCGCCCUCUCCCCCGACGGAGAAACAAUUGUUACCGGUGCUGGAGAUGAAACACUUCGGUUUUGGAAUAUAUUUUCAAAAACGCCAUCCCGCCAACGGCCUCCUUCCCAAGUCAUGCUUUACACAAAUAUCCGUUAAUAUAUAAGAUAUACAAUCAAUUUGUUAUACAAAUAAAGUAUAUAUUUUUUACCAAAUUUAUAUUUUAAUAGUUAAAUGUAAGCAGUGUACUGUUAAGUUUAAUAUUUAGGGUACCAUGUUUUUAAAAACAAUUUUAUAGAUUAGCCUUUUUUAAUUCAAAUACAAAAUAAUCUGCAUAUUUUUGGGGAGGGGGAAGGUUAUUAAAUGUGUUUGAGAAAAAAAAUUAAAUUCUAAAUUUUCUUUCAAUUCUGAACGAAAUAAAUUGUUGUAAGUAUUCGGAAUCAAAUUUGUUCAAAGGAGUAAACAUCGUGCCAUUUAAUGAAAUUAAAAUUCAGCUUUUGUCAAAUUGUAAGCUUAAUUUAAUUGAAAAUGUUUUCUUUUAAUGAAAAAAAAAAAAAAAAAAAA
Cimex lectularius (bed bug) is the source of this 2246-nucleotide messenger RNA. RefSeq names its product fizzy-related protein homolog. The record is from RefSeq and is a predicted model, not a curated record. Gene Ontology annotation, molecular function: protein binding; ubiquitin ligase activator activity; anaphase-promoting complex binding. Gene Ontology annotation, biological process: anaphase-promoting complex-dependent catabolic process; positive regulation of anaphase-promoting complex-dependent catabolic process; positive regulation of ubiquitin protein ligase activity. Gene Ontology annotation, cellular component: anaphase-promoting complex. The coding region runs from base 297 to 1841 and encodes 514 amino acids. The transcript is spliced from 3 exons. NCBI's taxonomy places the organism in Eukaryota, Metazoa, Arthropoda, Insecta, Hemiptera, Cimicidae.